AUGAAAUUCGAUUACGUGCUACAAUUGCCACUUGGAGAUUUUUUGUUGAAAAAUAUGUUACAUUUUCGUGGUCAUGAUGAGUCGGAUGACUCCAUUUCCAGAGGGAUUUUCAUUGAAACAUUAUCUUUGAUUAGAGAACACAAUGAGAGUAUUUAUAAUGUUACCUUAGAAAAGGCUCCGAAGAACGAUAAAUUGACAUCUCCAAAGAUUCAGAAAGAUAUUGUUGAAUGUUUUUCAAAAGAAAUAAUAAAGUCCAUUUGUGAUGAAAUUGGUAAGGAUGUGUUUGCCAUAUUAGUUGACGAGUCUAGUGAUGUAUCUAAAAAGGAGAAAAUGGCUAUGGUUUUGAGAUAUGUUGAUAGACUUAGAGUUGUUAAGGAGAGAUUUACUGGAGUUAUUCACGUGACAGAUACAUCUUCUUUGACUCUUAAAGCUGCCAUUGAUUACAUAUUUACUGACAAUAAAUUAAGCAUGGCUCAGAUAAGAGGGCAAGGUUAUGAUGGAGCAAGUAAUAUGUGUGGUGAGUUUAACGGUUUGAAAGCGUUGAUCUUAAGAGAUAAUAAGCCAACAUAUUAUGUACAUUGUUUUACUUACCAACUUCAAUUAAUGAUCGUGGCGGUUGCAAAGAAUCAUGAUGGUGCUCAUAACUUCUUUGAGCAACUAGCUUUGGUGGUUAAUGUGGUUUAUGCUUCCUGCAAAAGAAAGGAUAUCGUACGAGAGAGCUACAAAAAGAGAUUAAAAACGAAAAUUGGUAUUGGUGAAACUGAAACUGGAAGAGGGUUGAAUCAAGAGCUUUCUCUAAUUCGAGAAGGAGAUACAAGAUGGGGUUCCCAUUAUAAAAUAAUCAUAAGUUUGAUGAAUUUGUUUCUUGAAGUUAUUGAGGUGCUUAAAUAUGUUGAAAAGGAUGGCUCAACUUUAUCUAACCGAAAUCAAGCGUCUCACGGAUACCUUGUCAAGACAUCUUCAAAGAAAAAUCAAGAUAUUUUGGAAGUGGCUUCAUUGGUAAGAGGAACAAAGAAAUCAUUGCAAACUUUAAGAAAUGACGUGUUUGGUUCAAUUUUAAAGAAAGUAUAUUAUUUUUGUAAAAAACAUAGCAUUGAAACUUUGGAUAUGUCGGAAUAUUAUGUUACUCCAAGAAACCGUAGGACCAAGAUUACUAAUCAGUAUCAUUUUGAGGUUGAGAUUUUUAACACGGUUUUGGAUAUGCAAAUUCAAGAAUUUAGGGAUCGAUUUAGUGAGGUAAGCAUCAAAUUGCUAGAAAACAUGGCGGCUUUGAGUCCUUGUGAUUCAUUUUCUAAGUUUGAUAAACCAAAGUUGUUGAAGUUAAGUGAGAUGUACCCAGAUGAUUUUAGUGAUUCAGAAAGGGCAUAUCUUCUUGGUCAACUUGAUAUCUACUAUCACUGUUUGCUACAUGAUGAAAGAUUUGCUAACUUGAAUGGAAUUGCUGACCUUUCUCGCUUGAUGGUGGAAACAGGGAAACAUCAUUCUUUUCCUUUGGUCUAUAGGUUAUUAAAGUUAGUUUUGGUUCUGCUGGUUGCAACUGCAAUGGUUGAAUGA
This is a messenger RNA of Hibiscus syriacus, 1554 nucleotides long. Its product is annotated as zinc finger MYM-type protein 1-like. The coding region runs from base 1 to 1554 and encodes 517 amino acids. The transcript is spliced from 3 exons. The record is from RefSeq and is a predicted model, not a curated record. NCBI's taxonomy places the organism in Eukaryota, Viridiplantae, Streptophyta, Magnoliopsida, Malvales, Malvaceae.